AUGUUGCGACAUGAGCCUCUAUUUCGCAGAUUUAACUAUCGCCUCUUCCUGUCUCUUCGAGAGGUCAGGACAUGUUCUGAAUACCUAGAAUACUGUAGAGUGAACCAAUUGCCAGUGGAUUCUGCAAUCUUCAGAGGCACAUUGUAUGAGUUCUUCACCAAGGAAAAGUUGGAAAGCAUCAUGAAUUGCCGAAAGAUGGUUCGGGUAGGUGGGGCUGGCGAUCAUGGCGUGGACCUCAUAGGUAAUUGGAACUUGAGUGAGUAUGAUGUUGAUGAGACAGCUAAGUUGACGUCUAGACUGCUUUUACUGAAAUCUAAACCUGGUGGAAGCAGCCAGCCCCUUCUAAAUUUGGAAGACGACAUUAUAGCUCUAGUUCAGUGCAAGAAUUAUGCUAGUAGAAUUAAGGCUUCUACAAUCAGAGAGCUAGCAGGAAUCUACGAGUAUCAUGUCAAAACCAAAUUGGACACUAUGCGAGUAUUCUUCUUUUUAGUCUCUCCGUAUCCACUUACAAAGCAAGCGCAAGUUCAAAUGGACACAAGUAAGGUGCCCAUAGUCCACAUUAAGCUACUGGCUAUGAACCUUGAUGAUAUAGCAAUAGGAAAUGUUGAGAACACAGAGCUGGAGACAUCUGAAGAAAAGUAUCAGAUAGAACGAUGGAGCAAAGGCAGCUUUAAAGCUGCCUAUAUGAAUAAAACAGCAGCUAAGCUACUUACUGGGUUGAAUGUGCAGAGGAAAUACGCAUUAAUGAUAGAUAAAUAG
This is a messenger RNA of Sungouiella intermedia, 759 nucleotides long. The record is from the annotation of a GenBank genome assembly. NCBI's taxonomy places the organism in Eukaryota, Fungi, Ascomycota, Pichiomycetes, Serinales, Metschnikowiaceae.